GGUGUCGUAAGAUCAACAGCAUCACAUUCUAGUUUAUUUCCCCUAUUAGUGUUAUUAUUACUGCGCUUUUAUCUUCACUGCUUUUAUAUGGUUAUGGCUAUGAAUCAAGAUUAUUCUCUCCCCAGCAAUCACCAAUUGACUAUUAGCCAGGAUGAAGAGGAGAAGCUUGUCAAGCGACUAUAUUACCGCCAGAUGGAUAUAAUGGCUCAGCGCGAAGCAGAGCGAGAGAACUCACUCAAACGCAUGCGUCCUCAGAAAUCCAAAGAACAUAUUUCGAAAGAGGAGGAGGAACGUCUUAUUGAACGUAUUUAUAAUUUACAACUUCAGCGGUUUCAACUCUCCAAGGAGGAGCGCGAGCGAAAGGCCAAUGCCGAGGUUCAUAAAAAUGACAAGGUCCUAAGUAGUAGUGAAAUUGAAGACCAGGUGCGUCGAAUGUAUGAUAUUGAACUCGAGAAGUCUAAAAAGAUUCGACAGGACCUUGAAAAUCGCUACUUUCCAAGACAAGAAACCAAAAAAAUAGGACCGAAUGAGUUGAAGGAAUGUGUUCAGCGCCUUUCGUUUGUGGAUUAUGAGAAAAUGGACAGAGAGCUUUUUGAGAAGUACGUAUACCCUCACGACCCCAAAACCACUGUAAUAACGAGAAGUCAGGAGGAGGCCAUGGCGGACCGUCUAUCUACCCUAAAAUCCCAAACCUAAGAGAGGGAUAGGCGGAGGGGCUAAAAAAAAAAGGGGUUUAGUCCAUCGUGAUGUCUUUCCUAUUUUUGACUUUCCCUAUUCUUGUGUUGUGCUGUUGAGCAUGCAAUACUAAAAAACGAAUUUUUCGUUUUGUAGAUUUUUUUCCGAACAUUUACAUUGAUGUGCUUUUCUCUCUUAUGAUGUAAAAUUUCUGGUAGUUUGUACGAUUAUAUAUUUAUAUUAUUCAAGGUCAUUUGUAUUGAUCUUUAGAUAGCCACUGUGGUGCGGAUAUUCCAGGCGUACUUCUAUUGAUUGGACUUCAUGUAGUUUCCGUUAAUCUUCUGCGUAUGGAUUUACAACCAAUACGAUGAUUUUUGAUCGAUGAUCAUCCAAAAAUCAGAUUUAGAUUAUAUUCUAUUUGGUUUUAAUGCACACACACACAUUCCUAAUGUAUAUAUCCACACUUAUAUAAAAUAUCAAUAAUGGAAGUCACUCACCGAUGGCAAGAAACUAAAUGGAAAGUGAGAAUAU
Phytomonas sp. Hart1 is the source of this 1206-nucleotide messenger RNA. Lineage: Eukaryota; Euglenozoa; Kinetoplastea; Trypanosomatida; Trypanosomatidae. The record is from the annotation of a GenBank genome assembly.